Dunckerocampus dactyliophorus (ringed pipefish) is the source of this 2033-nucleotide messenger RNA. It is a transcript of the gene rh50, whose product is annotated as Rh50-like protein. Gene Ontology annotation, molecular function: ammonium channel activity. Gene Ontology annotation, biological process: ammonium homeostasis; ammonium transmembrane transport. Bases 221 to 1615 code for a protein of 464 amino acids. NCBI's taxonomy places the organism in Eukaryota, Metazoa, Chordata, Actinopteri, Syngnathiformes, Syngnathidae. Gene Ontology annotation, cellular component: plasma membrane. The transcript has a single exon. The record is from RefSeq and is a predicted model, not a curated record.
UAAAUUUGAGACUCGGAAAUGUUGGAUAGAAGUGUCUUGGUGCAUGAGGGACUAAAGUACAGUCCUCUGGGUUGAUGCAGUGUUAAAUAACCUGUCACCUGUAUGGACCGGUGCUCUUUAACCAUUAUUAGCCACCUUAUCAGAUAAAAUAGGAGUAUAAAAGGGGGUAUUAGUGCAACUGUUAGAGUAAGACACGGGGCCAUUGCUAGAGCGUGUUACCAUGAAUGCUUCAACAAGUUUACGAGUGCGUCUGCCAGUGUUGGUGCUGGUGUUGCAAGUUGCCAUCCUGACUCUGUAUGCUGUCUUUGUCACUUACGAUGACAGUGCCAAUGCCAAGCUGCAAAACAAUGAGACCAACCCCAUGGACAACGCCCUGUAUCGCGACUAUCCUUUCUUUGCAGACGUCCAAGUCAUGAUCUUCAUAGGUUUCGGCUGCCUGCUGGCCUUCUGCCGAUUCUACGGCUUCAGUGGAAUGGUCUUCAACUUUCUUACAGCCACCUUUGCGAUCCAGUGGGCUAUCGUCAUACAGGGAUUCUUCCAGUUUUACCAUGAUGGUAAAAUCCACCUGGGUGUCAUCAACCUGCUGUAUGCGGAGUUUGCCUGCGCUGUGGUGCUCAUCUCCUUUGGGGCCGUGAUUGGGAAGACCAGCCCGGUGCAGCUCCUGGUAAUGGCUUUUUUGGAGAUCCCCGUGUUUUCAGUGGUAGAGUGGGUCGUAUUGAAAUACAUCAGGAUAAAUGAUGCGGGUGGCAGCAUCCUUAUUCACCUGUUCGCCUGCUACUUCGGUCUUGGGGUGACAUUUGUGUUGUAUCGCCCGGCCCUAAGUAAAGGACACUCAAAAGAAAUUACUAGUUACCAUUCUGACAUCCUCUCAGUGAUGGGAACCUUGUUCCUGUGGGUGUUCUGGCCCUCAUUCAACUCUGCUCUAACCCUGAAAGGCGACGAUCAACACAGAGCAAUCCUGCACACUUUCAUCGGUCUAAGCUCAUCCACUCUGACUGCAUUCGCACUUUCGGCAGUGUUUAAUAAGAGAGGCAAGCUCACAAUGGCUGACGUCCAGAAUGUGACUUUGGCAGGUGGUGUGACAGUUGGGGCAUCAGUGGACAUGAUGAUUUCUCCUUCAGCCGCCUACGCUUUGGGCAUUAUGGGAUGCACUGCUUGUUUCUUUGGAUACAAGUACCUCAGCCCCUUUUUAGCACGCCACAUGAAGAUCCAGGACCAGUGCGGCAUCCACAAUCUGCAUGGGCUCACAGGCCUCAUUUCAUCGACAGCGGGGAUCUGCGCUAUCCUGCUCGCCACAGAGGAAACCUACGGUCCCAGCAUGUACCAGAUCUUCUCCCACCGCGCUCCACCUGUGGGAGAUCCAAAGCUCCUGGAGCUUCAGGAGCUGAUCCCUGGGCUAAAGCCUGGCUUGGGGCGUACGGCACAAGAGCAGGCUCUGUACCAAGUGGCAGCGGUCUUUUCCACCAUUGCAGCAUCUACUGUUGGUGGGCUGCUCACUGGUUUGGUCUUGAAGUUGCCAUUCUUGGCUUCUCCAUCAGAUGAGGACUGUUUUGAUGAUGAACCGUUUUUUGACUUGCCUUCAGAUGUUAGCCAGGUUGAAAUGCUCAAGCAAUAAAUAACCUGUAAUGACAAGAAAGUAUGAAUGAGAUCCUUAAACUCAGGUUUGAUUCGAAACACCUUUCCUGACACUGUUUAUAUACCGUAAAUGUGAGGCGUCCCACUUGUAAAUGUUGAAAACCUUUAUAUUUGUUUACGAGAAUGGUGUAAUUUGUUGCGAACAUACAAAAUUGCAUUGUCCAGAUGUGCCAGCCUGAUUGAGACAUAUCCACACACACUCAGUGUGCUGUGGUUGCAGCUAAAGGUGUAUCUACUAAUGCAGUCUUUACUUUAACUUAUAUACUUUCAACAGACACCAACUUGUAAAAAUUUGUUUUCACUUUGACGAAAUGAGUUUUUUUUUGUUUUUUGUGAAUUCUUGUGCAAAAAACAAAUUGCAGUGACCUUGAUUUUUUUUCUAAAAAAAAAUAAAAAGC